ACGUCAUCAGCCAACGCCGCUAAAUUUCAUAGACUUCGGAUUUAUUUCCACCUGUAUUUACUGAGUAUUCAAAAGCAGCAAGAUCAUGACGUGUCGACCAGCGGCUUCGUGCCAUCUUCGUUACGAAUUUGGUGCUUUUCCUCAACCUGAAGGACAGGAGGAGAUGAAAUGUGCCGCGUCUUCCGAAGUGGAUAUGAUCCUAGAACAAUCAGUGUGUGUACAGGACUCUGCGCAGUGUACGUACUUUUGCGUAAUCCAGUUUCCGCCUGCGGGUUAUUGCGGUAUUCAAGAGCGCGAAUGGGGUGAAAAAAUAGCAAUUUUUUCGGUCUGGGAUCAACGCGAAGGGGAUGUCGAGGUAGAGGAGGCAGGCCCGAGGGUGAUAUCAGAGCCGUUUGGAGGCGAAGGGACUGGACAAAAACUCUGGCGACCUUUUGAUUGGAAGAAUGGGCAAGAAGUGACAUUUCGUGUCCAUGUGCGACGAAAAAGCCCAAAUGCCUUGUGGCAGAUUGCUUGCUUUGUUACCUAUGAAGAGGAGGAGGAAAUACAAGGCAAAAACAGAAUAAUGAAAACUAAAAGUUUUUGUAUGGGAUCUCUUCGCGUGAAGGCGACGGCUGCUGCGGUAACGGAUAUGCUCUCGUUUGUCGAAGACUAUGACCGCAGACAGGAAGCCAGAGGACUCUUUAUGUGUCGGAAAGCGCUGUUUGGGGGUCAGCCGCAAUGGCUUUGCAGAAUGCCUACUACUGGUUUUGAUGCGCGUCCACUAAAGAAGAUCCGUUUCACCAAAGUAACCCAUGGCGCAGAACAGGAGGGAGCUGAAACAAGGUGUAAAGGGUGCAAACAAGAGUGUGAGCAACAGACAGUAGGGUGGAACAAUAAUGAUGAGAGCGGUGAAGGUGACGCAAAUUCUUCUUCGACAGCAGGGACAUCUAACACUACAGGCACGAAAAGCCCCUCGCGUAGCUCGAGCGGUUCGAAAGAUUCGAUCGUCUCAUGUCUGCCCAUUGAAGCGCUUGCAAGCGUAGCGGCAUCACCACUCCGAUUUUUUUCGUUUGUAUCCGCGUCCGAUGCCGAAGAGCAAGGUACAGUGGGGAAGCAGUACGACGAAGCAAAUGAUCUCGCUAGUAAGAAAGAUAUUCAAGCAGUCAGACAGAAAAGAACGCAGACGCAAGUCCAAGGUUUUAUUCUACAGACCGGUGGUCAACAAGCCUUCCAAGAAGUGACAGUCAACCACGCCGCGCUGACACCCUUCAUUUAGGGAAUAAUGCGCUGCUGAAUUUGCAAAGGCUUGUGCGAGCAAGAGAAUAUUGCUCACUCUAUAUUUUGUUGAUUCGAUGAUGCCUCCGACAGAAGGG
Molecule: messenger RNA, 1352 nt
Organism: Amoebophrya sp. A25
Lineage: Eukaryota; Dinophyceae; Syndiniales; Amoebophryaceae
Source: the annotation of a GenBank genome assembly